This is a messenger RNA of Lingula anatina, 2254 nucleotides long. Its product is annotated as protein SET. NCBI's taxonomy places the organism in Eukaryota, Metazoa, Brachiopoda, Lingulata, Lingulida, Lingulidae. The record is from RefSeq and is a predicted model, not a curated record. Gene Ontology annotation, cellular component: nucleus. Gene Ontology annotation, biological process: nucleosome assembly.
CACGGCCAAUGUGCGCGUGCGUUUUCCCGUUCGCGCUCACUUUGUGUGUGAAAUAACCCUAGCAUCGGCUUGGAAACUCCUCCGAUCGUGCAGUUAUGGCCACAGAUUCGGGGCCAGAGGCGAAGGUGGCCAAGCUCGAUAGCUCAGAGGGUGGUGAUUACGAUAACGACACUCAGCGGUCCUUGGAAGACAUCGACGCUUGUCAAAAUGAGAUAGAUGCCCUCAACGAGAAGGCCAGCGAGGAAAUUCUGCAGGUGGAACAGAAGUACAACAAGCUCAGGAAACCGCAUUUUGAGACCCGCAAUGCCCUGAUACAGAAGAUACCGAAUUUUUGGGUCACUGCAUUUGUGAACCACCCCCAAGUAUCAGCCAUCCUACAGGAAGAAGAGGAAGACUGCUUACGGUAUCUUACAAAGGUUGAAGUAGAAGAAUUUGAAGAUAUAAAAUCAGGGUACAAAAUCAACUUGUAUUUUCAAGAGAACCCAUACUUUGAAAACAGUUUGAUAACAAAAGAAUUCCACUUAGCUACAUCAGGUGACCCAGCCUCAAAGUCCACAGAUAUCAAAUGGAAACCCGACAUGAACCUCGUCCAUCGCCACGCCACCCGGGAGGCCAUGGGGAUGAACAACAGGAAGAGGAAGUUUGGGCCACGACGGAGCUUCUUCACCUGGUUGAUUGACAACACAGACCCUUCUGCUGAUGAUAUAGCAGAGGUGAUAAAGGAUGACAUGUGGCCCAACCCCCUGCAGUAUUUCCUAGCACCUGACAUUGAGGUGGAAGAAAACGGGUUAGACAGUGAAGAGGAAGAAGAUGAGGAUGAAGAGGACCUUGACGAGGCAGUGGUAGAGGUGGGAGAGGAUGAAGAAGCUGAGGAAUACGAUGAGGAAGAUGAAGAGGAGGAAGAAGUGUAUGGGGAUGAAGAGGGAGAUGAAGUUGAAGGUGAAGAAGUUGAGGAAGAAGAAGUGGAAGAUGAUGAGGAUGUUGAGGGAUUGGAGGGAGAAGGGGAUGAUGAUUGACAGACAGAGAAGAAGAAAUCUAACUUUAAGAUAAUGACAAUAACUUCAUACCUGUUAUGAACAGGAAGAUCUCCUUCAUCUCAGACCAAUCACAUUACUGUCAUAUGACCAUCACAUGACUUAUAUAUCCAUCAUAUGAUUGGUGUUUACAGUGCCAUUGCUGUCAACACCAAAGUUUUUUCCUGCCUGUUUGUAUAGUCUUUUUCAGGCAAUAAGUGGUAAAUGGAGAUCCUUAUGUACAUGUUUAUUUGUGUACAGUUAUUAUUUGUUAGUUAUAUUAUAGAAAUGUCUGUGGCUGUAAUUUGUAGCACAUUUAAGAAGUGAGGGAGUAGCAUUUUUCUUGUACUCUCUCUCCCUGAUUAGGACCUAGAUGUAAGAUAAACUAUUUUUGUACAGCUAUAGUUAGCGAAGAAGCAGUUAUGUUCUGAACAUGAUAAACAUUUUUGUGUGUGUAAAUAGAACAAAGCCUUGGACUUGGAUAUACAUUGUUUGGUACACCUUACAAUCACAGCACACGGGUAGGGACCUUCUCACCUCCAGGGGGAUAUUUUGUCAAGAUAAGCCAGUCUCAUACUGAUUUUAUACUGCUACAUUGUUGCCAAUAUGACACUGUUAUUAUUAUUAUUUUUAGCAAAACAACUGUGUUUUAAACUAAAUUUCACAAAAUGACUUAUUUUCAGCUAAAUGUUAUAGCUUAAAAAUACCUGUUUGAAGUCACAAGAUUAAAUUGAAACCAUGGUUUAGAUUGGAAAAGGGCAUUUACUUCUUUGUAUGAUUUUUGUUAUCUAUGUAUAUUUAGAAUAUGGAAUCUUUUGUUUAUUACAAGAUGAGGUAUAAGUUUGAGUUAGUUACUUUUUCUAUAGAAUUUUUCUGUAAUAUUGUAAUUUUAUGUCAUGGAUUUAAGAUUACAGACUUGGGUAGUAAAUAUUGUUAAAAUCUCCCAUCUGGACAUUUUGUGCAGACAGCUUUGAUAAUGGUAAAUGUGUUGGUAAAAUGUACAACCUUUGCAGUACAGACAUAAAUCUUAAGAAUGGAUUUGCACUAAAAUGUCUUGGUAGUCGCACAAAGCAGGUCAGUGUCUGUUUCUGAAAGAAUUCAUAAUCCCAAGCAUGACUGCAGAAUUAUUCUCCGAAAAAGGUUCUCUUAGUUUGAUAAUACCAUCUGAUGUUAUACAGAUACAUUUCACUGCUGUAAAUAUAGCUUUAAUAAAAAGGUCACUUUUUAUAAUUUUUUGGUGU